CGACAACACAUACGCAGAUACACAGCUACAUACAUACCCUAAAAGAUGAAGUUCACUCUCACCCAAUUCUUCAAGUCUCAAUUCACCGCCCUUCCGGAGAGCUCGACCUUUCUCCCCGACCUCUCCGGUCGGGUCGUGAUCGUCACCGGCUCAAACGUCGGCUUGGGCUUCGAAUGCGCCAAAGCCCUCUCGCAUCGCAACCCAUCCCGGCUCAUCCUCGCCGUCCGAAACGUAGAAGCUGGAGAGGCUGCCGCGAGGGAGAUCGUCAAGGCGAACCCUCCUGGUGCGGGGGUCAAGACAAUCCCGGAGGUCUGGAAGUUGGAUUUGGGGGACUUGGCUAGUGUCAAGGCGUUUGGGGAGAGGGCGGAGAAGGAGUUGGACAGGUUGGACAUUGUCGUCUCGAACGCGGGGAUCAGCACGGACGUAUUCAAGCUUACCGUCGAUGAUUUCGAAUCGACGUACCAAGUGAACAACAUCUCCAACUCCCUCCUCUCCGUCCUCCUCCUCCCUCUCCUCCUCCGGACCGCGGACAAACCCGUUCCAGGAUCCCAAUCGAACUUCAAACCUCACCUCGCCGUGGUAGCCUCGGAGAUGCAUCACCAUAUCAGCGGGAAACUGCCAGGGUACAAGGAAGAUGCCAGCGAGGUGGGACGGCAUUUCACGGAGAAGGAGCGUUUCAGGAGUUUCGAGAGGUAUCCGGAGUCGAAAGCGAUCAACGUCCUCAACGUCCAGACGCUCGCCAAAUUAGCUGGGGAUAAAGUCAUCGUCAAUUCUAUCAACCCCGGGUUCUGUCAUUCGGAACUAACGAGGAAUUCCACUGGUAUCAUCGUCUAUGUCAUUGCGUUUAUGAAAGCGUUGAUCGCCCGGACUACCGAGGCUGGGUCGAGGAACUUGUCUUGGGCCGCGACGCAGGAUAUGCCUUCGGGUAGUUAUGUGGAGGAUUGUCACGUGUCCGAACCCUCUGAUCUCCUCCUCAGCCCCGAAGGCCAAGCCGCCGGUCAAAAGAUCUGGGACGAGAUGAAGUCGAUCUGGGCUUCUAGGCUCGGGGUCAAGGUUGACGGGGUCUUCUGAUCUUCUCCGAGGGGUUUCUUGAUGUUUCGCUGGAGUCUGGAUUGAUUUAUAGAGAAUGAUGGUUUCAGAAGUGCUGUUCUUGUCUCCAGCGCUGUUUUUUUAGCCCGUUUACCUCGUGUAUAUGGGAUUGAUCGUAUUUUAUACCAUUCUGCUGUCUUUGAUUCUUCGCGAUGAGCGCGAUUGUCCUUUUGUACCACUCGCCGAUUUGAUCAGGGGCAGGAUAGUCCUCAAUGCUACGCAA
This is a messenger RNA of Filobasidium floriforme, 1312 nucleotides long. RefSeq lists its product as uncharacterized. The transcript has 6 exons. The record is from RefSeq and is a predicted model, not a curated record. Bases 46 to 1071 code for a protein of 341 amino acids. Lineage: Eukaryota; Fungi; Basidiomycota; Tremellomycetes; Filobasidiales; Filobasidiaceae.